This is a messenger RNA of Amborella trichopoda, 1924 nucleotides long. RefSeq names its product CBL-interacting protein kinase 1 (gene CIPK1). Lineage: Eukaryota; Viridiplantae; Streptophyta; Magnoliopsida; Amborellales; Amborellaceae. The record is from RefSeq and is a predicted model, not a curated record. Gene Ontology annotation, molecular function: protein serine/threonine kinase activity; ATP binding. Gene Ontology annotation, biological process: protein phosphorylation; signal transduction.
CCAUGCCGUGGUGUUCAAAGUUUCAUGCCCAAACCCAUUUGGUAUUAUUCGCUUUUUUAAUUGUAAAAAUGGUCAUUUGUUGCUUCAUUAAACGAAAAGUUGGAGUGACCCAUUCUUUUUUCUUGUUUUUUCCUUCACUCAUUUAAUGAAAAGCAGGAAAAACCCAAUAAUCAAUUGACUGGUUUUUGUGUACCGUGUGGGUAACUUCCAUGCAGAGGAGUUGUAUGGCCAUUUGUUUGGACUUGGUGGUUAUAAAAUUGAUGGAUUUUUGAGAGAGAAAAUUGUUGGUUUGUUUGUUUUCAUUGGGUCUUUGGAGAGGGAGGUAUAUCUGGUUUCUUGACGGUUACAUUUCCUCUCUCCAGCUCUCUCCAUUUUCUCUCUCUUGUUUCUUGAGGGGAGGAGGGGUUGGGUUUUCUUCGUUUUCUGUGUUUUUGGGGAGGGAAAGUGUUGAAGGGAAUGCGACUUGGGAAGUACGAGUUGGGGAGGAUUCUUGGAGAAGGGAAUUUUGGGAAGGUGAAGUAUGCCAAGGAUGUGGACUCAGGGCAAAGUUUUGCGGUGAAGAUAUUGGAGAAACAGAGGAUUCUGCAACUUGAUAUCAGUGAACAGAUCAAGCGAGAAAUUGGGACAUUGAAGCUUAUGAAACAUCCAAAUGUGGUGAGAUUAUAUGAGGUCCUAGCCAGCAGAACAAAGAUUUAUAUGGUCCUUGAAUAUGUAACCGGCGGAGAAUUAUUUACCAAAAUUGAGAGUAAUGGGAGACUAAAAGAGAGUGAAGGAAGAAAACUUUUUCAGCAGCUGAUUGAUGCAGUGAGCUACUGCCAUGACAAAGGAGUGUAUCACAGGGAUUUGAAGCCUGAAAAUGUUCUACUUGAUGCCAACGGAAACAUCAAAAUCUCGGAUUUUGGCCUCAGUGCUUUACCUCAACAUUUUAGGGAAGAUGGAUUGUUGCACACAACCUGUGGAAGCCCAAAUUAUGUUGCACCUGAGGUUCUUGCUAACAGAGGUUACAAAGGAGCCACUGCUGAUCUCUGGUCCUGUGGGGUCAUCUUGUUUGUCCUCCUUGUUGGAUAUCUUCCAUUUGAUGACAGAAAUCUUGCUGUUCUUUAUCAUAAGAUCUUCAAGGGUGAUGUUCAUAUUCCCAAAUGGUUAUCCCCUGGUGCUAGAAACCUGAUUCGACAAAUUCUUAAUCCAAAUCCAAAGACAAGAAUGACCGUGGCUGAGAUCAAAGAUGAUGACUGGUUCAAGCAAGGAUAUAUACCUGCAGUUCCGGAAGAAGAAGAUGACGACAUAUACAUUGAUGAGUUAGAUGCAGCGUUAGAGUUCGCUAAUACUGAUGGCCAUGAAAGCACACAUCAUCUGACGAAUGCUUUUCAGCUGAUAGGAAUGUCAAGCAGUCUUGAUCUAUCUGGUUUUUUUGAAAAAGAGGAUGCAUCGGAGAGGAAAAUAAGAUUUACAUCAAAUUACUCUGAAAAGGAUUUGCUUGAGAGAAUAGAGGAUAUUGUAACCGAAAUGGGUUUCAGAGUCCAGAAAAAAAAUGGAAAGUUGAAAGUUGUGCAACAGCAUAGUGAUACGAGUGCAGACUCACUCUCCAUUGCAGCAGAGGUCUUUGAGUUAAAUCCUUCAUUAUAUGUGGUGGAAUUGAGAAAGUCACAUGGUGAUGCCGAUCUCUACCGCAAGCUGUGUACAAAGCUAUCAGACCAUUUAGGUGUUUGCAGCAGCCAACAGCUAGUGACUACUUCGGCUUGAAAAGCUGUAUUUUUUUCUUCUUAGAACAAUGGAGAGAAAAGAAAUAUAAUUGCUUUAUUGUUUAUAGAAAUAUAGUAAUUCCCAUUAAGUCAAGAGAAUGGGAAUUUUGUGAGAGAAGUCUCAUGAAUUCUUGUAUUAUACUGCUGACUAUAGUGAAAUAAGAUAUCUCCAUUAGUCCUUU